AUGAUCUCGUGUGCUGAGCAGUGAAGCCGGCAGGGAGAGGCCGGCAGAGGUCUGGUUCCAGUGGUUCCAGCUUCCCUCCCGCUCUGGCUCCCCUGGGGCUGCUCUGGAAUUCUCUCGGUGUCUGCUGCUGUUGUCAUGCACUUGGCUGGACCUCCUGGGGCUGAGUCCCCAAUGAGGAGGCAGGAAGAGAAGGAUGCUGAACUGGACCGGAGGAUAGUUGCCCUUCGCAAGAAGAACCAGGCCUUACUCCGAAGGUACCAGGAGAUCCAGGAAGACCGGCGCCAGGCGGAGCAGGGGGGCAUGGCUGUGAGCAUGCUGCAACCCCCUCCAUCUGACAGCCUCACCGUCACCAUCAGCCAGGUUCCUGGCGAAAAGCGAGUGGUCAGCAGAGCAAGGAGUGGCCUUGGGCCUGGUGCAGCCAGUGAGAUGCUUGAGAAUGAGGAUGAGGACUACACUGCUGCCUUCUCCUUGGGGGAGCGGGUGGAGCUGGCUGUCACCAUGGAAAACAAAGCUGAGGCCAAGAGGAUCGUAAGUGAAAAACCCAUCAAAGCAAGGAACCAGGGGACAGGUGGACCACCCGGAGGGGGCUUCAGAAGGGACUGCCCUUCACAGAUCACUACCAGCUUGAAUUCUGUGAGGAAGAACAGCUGGAUCCCAGGCCCAGCUCCCCAGUGGUCAGCAGGGGGACUCACAGAGGUGGGCUGGGAUUAUGUCCAGUGGAAGCAGGAGCGGGAGCAGAUCGACCUGGCCCGCCUCGCUAGGCACAGAGACGCACAGGGUGACUGGCGCCGCCCGUGGGACCUGGACAAGGCCAAGCCCAUGUCACUGGGCCCCAGCAACCCCAGGGAAGAGGGCUUUGCCCGGGGCAGCAAAAGGGGUUCCAGGAGCCACCGGAAGCAGCAGCCCCCACCAUUGGCUCCUGAUGGGAAAGGUGUGGGUGGGCAACAAGGCAGACCCUCGGUGGCACCGGCCACAGGCAGCAAAGCCCAGGGGAAGGAGAGGCUGACGGGUAGGGCCCGAAGGUGGGAAGAAAAGGAGGAGCCCAAGACUCAUAAGGGAAGUCAAAGCACCAGUAAGACUCCAAGUGAAGAUGAACAUGAACAGGAGCAGAGCGGAGCAGAGGCGGGCAAACUAGGGAGUGCCCCAGCCACCAGCCCAGCCCUGGCAUCCCCAGAGGGGCCUAAGGGGGAGUCAGGGACUUUGGCAUCCAGUUCAGCUCCUGGCUCUCCACAACAGUCUGACUUGGCUCCCCUUGACCUCUCUCUAGGAGGGGCCAGAAGCCCAGGGCCUGGGGCCCAAGAAAGUCCAGUGAUCUGGCUGGAUGGUUCAGAGCAACCUCAAUGGACUAAACAGCAGACCGUGCCACAGGUGCAGACUUGCUCUGAGCCACAGAGUGGAGCAGGGCCCCUACAGCUCAGAGAAAAUGGGUCUGGCAAGGUUGGGACCCAGCAGGACCUGGCACCAAGAAGCAGGCCUGCUAGAGGAGCCAGCCAAAGGGCAAGAGGCACUGGAGGAAGUGUGAGGAGCAGGACAGGGGGGCCUGGCCCUGCAGGAAGAUGCUGA
Messenger RNA from Chrysochloris asiatica (Cape golden mole), 1563 nucleotides. RefSeq names its product chromosome unknown open reading frame, human C15orf52 (gene CCDC9B). The record is from RefSeq and is a predicted model, not a curated record. Lineage: Eukaryota; Metazoa; Chordata; Mammalia; Afrosoricida; Chrysochloridae.